Helobdella robusta is the source of this 498-nucleotide messenger RNA. RefSeq lists its product as hypothetical. The record is from RefSeq and is a predicted model, not a curated record. Bases 1 to 498 code for a protein of 165 amino acids. Lineage: Eukaryota; Metazoa; Annelida; Clitellata; Rhynchobdellida; Glossiphoniidae. The transcript has 3 exons.
AUGGAGAGAAAAGAUGAUCCAAACACAGUCUCACUGAAUGAGGUUUUCGAUUGUUUUCAGUUGGUUAACAGGAUUAACGAACCAACGCAUGAAUUAGGUGGUGUUUUGGACUUGAUCGUUACUUCUCGCUCUUUUCCUAUCUUUAAUAGUUUGAUUUUUCCCAGUGGAGUGUUAUCAGAUCAUGGAUUAAUCCAGCUCGUACAUUCUGUCAACGUAAAUCCAACCGCUAUUGAAGAUCAUAGUCAUCGAUUCAGCUCAUUUGAAGUUGUUACACCAGCGGAAAUCAAAAACAUCAUCAAAUCAUCUUGCAAUAAGACUUCUACACUGGAUCCAUUCCCUUCCAGAACCACAAUUCUUGAUGAAAUGGACCUGGCAGCUGCCUUCGACAUCAUCAGUCAUGAUAUAUUACUUCGUCGCCUGGAAGUGGUAUUUGGUGUCAAGGGUUCCGUCCUUUCCUGGCUAUCUCCAUACUUAACUGGUCGCAGUCAAUUUGUUUAA